UUCCAAACUAGGCCGAAGCGUCGCGUCCAUCCCCUGAUGAAGAGGCAUCACUACGGGUACGAGUACACCGGUAGUGAUGACAACUCGAGGUUUACCAAGGAGGAGAUCAGCACAGAUGCUGUGAUGGAGCGGCUGGGAAAGAUCUUUAGGAAUAUGCCAUCCGGAGUUCCAGCCGCAGCUAUCCCGGAGUACUCCGCAGAGCGGCCUCCGAAGCAAGAGGAUGUGGACCGCUUCUACUCCAUGCCACCAUUGCCUGAGUAUGGUGAGGGCGGGAUGAGUUUGGAGCGAAGGGCAUCGGUACCACACCAAGCACCUGACGUCGAGACCUCCAGCGACACUCAAGAGGACACCGCAGAGGACUUGGCGUCAGAUGAGGAUUACGUGACUCUCGCCCAGCGCAUCGAGGUGAAGACCCGACAUGGGUACACCGCUGCUGCUGGUGCGGGGUCAUCGAAAAGGUCAGCAGCUCCCCUUGCUGAUGCCAUCCAGCCGCCUCCGAAGCAGAGGAGGACAGUGAUGAAGCGGUGCGUCAGGAAGGUUGUGGCGACGCCGAGACCAUCUGAUGAGGAGACGUCCGGUAUUGAGCAGGAUCCGCCUGCUGUCCAGGACCAAGCCCCCGAGAUCCAUGAUGUCGUGGAAAUCGAAAGCAGCAAUGAUGCGGUGCCCAUGGGGAUUCCCCUGGGUACCGAAAGAGUAGUCGAGCCGUCGGUGGCUUAGCAGCUAGAUGCUGUCAUGCUGCAAGGGUGACGAAGAAGCCUGACAAACCAAAGGAGACCUUGGAGUCGCCAGUUGCAGGCGCGAGGUUGUUCCAGCUCCUUAGGGGACCCAAGGACCAGUUGCCACGAUCAACGUUGAAAUCCACGGACCUGUCCUGGGAAGGGAACAGCUCGGGUGCUGCUGCAGGAGGUGAUACCCAGACUGCAGAGCAAGGCCAAGCCAAACAACCCCAAACGGACGAGACCGCAGAAGAGGAGCAACGACAGCCAGCUCCAUAGGAAGAGACGAUGGAAGGCGUCAAAGCUGUUACCGUGACAGAGCUUGCCGAAGCUGUAGUGCCAGACCCGGAGGCCAGCAUGCCACCGCAGGAAGAAGGUGCUCCAACUCCAGUCCCCGAGCGGCACGAGAACACGCGGAUGGUACUUGAAGCUAGCCCAGAGAGGUGCAUGGUCGACCACGAGACGGACAUUGAAGGUCCAACGCCAUUGCGGAGCGCGGACGCUGAUGAAGUUGCAGGAACAAGUAGCCAUACUGCAGAAGAAAGAGCAUGUGGCGAUGCAGAUGAAGUCGCUCCAGCAUUUCGACACCUUUGUACAGGAUAUCAUUAAGCAGUCGCGACGGAAGUCGCAGGUACUCGAGAAGCAUGCCGCGGACAUGAACCAUGUGGCGAAGCUUGAGGAGGACCUGCAGAAACAGAAAGACUUGUCGUCCCGGCUGCAAAUGAAGCUGGAUUCCAAUGCGGCAGAGUACCAUAAUGAGAUCCAGAAAUUCGCGGAGCAGAAGGAUGAACUUGUCCGCAAUAACAAGUCUCUGCACCACGAGAAGAAAGAGCUUCAAAAUUCCAUUGAUAAGUGGAAAAGCACUGCCGCUGAUUGGCAGGGCGCUUUCAACCGUGAGCAAGGAGCGCGUGAAGAGCUGGAAGAAGAACUCAAGGUGCUUUUCAUAGAGCUCUGCCAUGAACUUCAGCUGCGCCAUGACGGCGAAAUUGACUUGGUCACUUGUAUGCAGUCGCUGCGGGCGAAGAUGGAUGAAGCCGAGCUGUUGAAGCGUGAGCUGGUUGAGCUAAAACAAGCCGCAGAGCCUGUGGCCGAGUUGUUCGAGGCCAGGGUAGCUGGAGAAGAGCCACGGCUGCUUGUAGAGAGACUGAGGGGUCAUCCAGGCAAAGUGUUCGAGUAUGCACAAAGGCUGGCGAGGUCGAUCUCCAAUCAAGUGCUCAGCUUUAUCAAAUCCUUCUACCCGAUGGCCAACCUAUCCGUGGUCAAGGAGGGUGUGGCAGCAGAUUGCUCCGAUGAGAAGUUCGAAGAGCUUAUGGCAGAGACAGCCCCCAUUGCGAAAGAGAUGGCCAGCCGUAUCGACUUGCGAUGAUGUAUCCGUAGAAAAACUUGUAGGAACAAGUGUAAUAUAGACAGAUAUGAGUAGUAAUUGAAAACAGAGUAGUCAA
Messenger RNA from Panicum virgatum (switchgrass), 2158 nucleotides. RefSeq names its product myosin-3-like. Bases 1222 to 2082 code for a protein of 286 amino acids. The transcript is spliced from 7 exons. NCBI's taxonomy places the organism in Eukaryota, Viridiplantae, Streptophyta, Magnoliopsida, Poales, Poaceae. The record is from RefSeq and is a predicted model, not a curated record.